CCGGAGAAAGUGCAGGAAACAAAUAUUAUUAUAAACAAUUAACGAAAUAUGACGAAAGAACAAUGCUCAUUUAUUGUGGACAUUUUUAGCAAUCGUAAUCCAAGUAGUAGUAUUAAUUACUCACCUCCCUUAAGCCCCAACCGUGUGCCUCUCUCAUUCUCAUUUCACCACGUCUUUCUGGAACUCUAUAAGUACAUUUUUCCAGUCUCUCCAAAACAGAGUGUAGGAAAAACAAAAACAUGAGUUUUUCCUUAGAGAAAACAUAUGACGAUGCGAAAUUCGACGAUGACGGUCGUCCCAAAAGAACUGGUAACAUAAAUUGCUAAAUUUCAUCAAUUUUCCAACUUUCCCUCCAAUGUGUUUCAACUGGAAUGAACACACUGUGGUUUUUUUUUUUUUUUUUUUAAGUUAAUUUUGAUUUUUUUAUUUUUUAUUUUUUGUGUUUGUGGGAAAUCCCAAAGGAACUCUGGGGACUGCGAGUGCUCAUAUCAUAACAACGGUAAUUGGGUCGGGAGUGCUGUCAUUGGCCUGGGUGACUGCUCAAUUGGGUUGGAUUGCCGGCCCAGUUGCGCUGAUGGCGUUUUCCGUCAUCACAUGGUUUACCUCUGUUCUUCUUGCCGAUUGUUAUCGGUCUCCUGAUAUUAUAACUGGCCGCCGGAACUACACCUACAUGGAUGCCGUUAGAGCCAAUUUGGGGGGAAUGUAUGUCCCAUUAUGUGGAGUAGCUCAAUAUGCAACGUUAGUAGGUGCUACCAUUGGAUAUACAAUCACUGGCUCUAUCAGCAUGGUGGCGGUGAAAAGAUCCAAUUGCUUCCACAAACACCAUACUCGUGAAGGAUGCCACAUUUCCUACAACGGUUUUAUCAUCCUAUUUGGUUUGAUCGAAGUAGUUCUCAGCCAGAUUCCCAACUUUCACAAACUUUCUGUGCUGUCCAUCAUCGCUGCGGCUAUGUCUUUUGCUUACUCUUCUAUUGGCCUCGGCCUCUCCAUUGCCCACGUCGCAGGUGGAGCUCGUCCGACGACAAGUAUCACAGGAAUACCAGUUGGAAAUGGAGUGACCGGCACUGACAAAAUGUUCAACACAUUUUCAGCCCUAGGAAAUGCUGCAUUUGCCUAUGCCUUUUCUUUAGUCCUUGUUGAGAUACAGGAUACCCUCAAGUCCAGCCCUCCGGAAAACAAAGUUAUGAAAAAGGCUGCGUUCAUUGGAAUUUCAAUCUCUACAAUGUUCUACAUGCUUUGCGGGAUCAUGGGCUAUGCUGCUUUUGGAAACGAUGCACCGGGAAACAUAUUGACGGGAUUCGGUUUCUUUGAGCCCUUUUGGCUCAUUGAUGUGGCUAACAUCUGCAUUAUGAUACAUCUUGUCGGCGCCUUCCAGGUAUUGUGUCAACCAGUCUACGCAUUUGUGGAAGAAUGGAGCAAAAAGAAAUGGCCAGAAAGCGAAUUUGUGACGAAAGAGUACUUGUUCGACUUGCCUUGGGCAGGCAUUUCGAGUUUCAGCAUCUUCAGAUUGGUAUGGAGAACGGCGUACGUUGUAUUCACAGUGAUAGUAGCCAUGAUCUUCCCCAAUUUCAAUGAUGUUGUGGGGCUUGUCGGCGCGAUUUCAUUCUGGCCGCUGACCAUAUUUUUCCCGAUUGAGAUGUACAUUGCUCAAGCGAAGUUACGCAGGUUUUCAUUCACCUGGAUUUGGAUGCAAAUAUUGAGCUUUGCAUGCUUGAUCAUCUCAUUGCUUGCUGCUGCUGGAUCUAUCAAUGGCCUUAUUAAGGAUCUUCCCACCUUGAAGCCCUUCAAAUCCAUGUCCUAAUUAACAAAUCAAAGCUCUAUGUCCCAAUUGAUCAAAUUGAUGAUGAUGAUGAUGUGUUGUGGUGGAUCAGAAAUUUAGAACAGAACUGAUUAUGUGACGUGUUUUAUAAUUGUCGUGUAGGUUUGCAAGCUCAUGAAUCUAUGCACCCAUUGAGAGAUUAGACAGAUUUCCUUUUGGCAAUGGUUGCUAUUCAUUUUGCUAAAACUGUUUUUGCAGUCAGAAGUUUGUCCUUUUUUAACUGUGGUUAAAAGGUUACGUUUCGCCCAAAAAUGGUGAAACUUCAUUGACGACUAUUGGCAAUAUUAAGUGGUUGCGACUAGUCAAAAUGGUCAAAAUGGGCAAUUUUAAGUGGUUGUGACUAAUUAAGUGUGAUCAAAUUGACCGACUGAUUAAUUAGCUACAUGAAAG
This is a messenger RNA of Oldenlandia corymbosa var. corymbosa, 2209 nucleotides long. The record is from the annotation of a GenBank genome assembly. NCBI's taxonomy places the organism in Eukaryota, Viridiplantae, Streptophyta, Magnoliopsida, Gentianales, Rubiaceae.